Molecule: messenger RNA, 7634 nt
Organism: Stegostoma tigrinum
Lineage: Eukaryota; Metazoa; Chordata; Chondrichthyes; Orectolobiformes; Stegostomatidae
Gene: urb2
Product: URB2 ribosome biogenesis homolog
Exons: 10
Coding region: 1083-5696 (1537 amino acids)
Biological process (GO): ribosome biogenesis
Cellular component (GO): nucleolus
Source: RefSeq, a predicted model, not a curated record
ACCUGAUUAUACAGUAUAUGAUUAUGAAACACUCUGUACCAGAAUAUGUAGGGUUAUACGCUGCUCAAUCUGUGUGUAUGAGAAUGUAUCUAACUAUAUAUAGAGCUACACACAAUUUUAACAUUAUGUAUGGAUGUGGAGAAUCUGUAUGUAAUUAUAGUUUGAGACACUGCUUAAAGGGAAGAAUCCACAUAGAUAUAUCGGAAUAAAAACAAAGUUGCUGGAAAAGCUCAGCAGGUCAGUUCUGAGGAAGGCUCACCGGACCCAAAACGUUAACUCUGUUUUAUUCUUCACAGAUGCAGCCAGACCUGCUGAGCUUCUCCAGCAACUUCUGUUUUUGUUCCUGAUUUACAGCAUCCCCAGUUCUUCCUGUUUUUAGACAUAUGGGAAUGUUUACUUCCACCCAAGAAGGCAAACAGGUCCUCAGUUUAAUAUCUCAGCUGAAAGAUGGCAAUUUUUAUCUUGUUUGGUGUUGGGAUGUGAAUGUUCCUGGGAAGACCAGCAUUUGUUUGCUCAUCCUAAAUGUCUUUGAAAGUGUGCCUGGAGAAGAUGCAACACUGGGACUGUCGACUCGUAUUUUGUGCUGAAGUCUUAAAUUGGGACUUGAAAAUCCACAAACCUCUGACUCAAAGGCAUCAAUACCAACCAUUGGUGAAGUAGACAGAUGUAAUAAUUCACAUUUACAAGGAUGUUGCCAGGGUUGGAGGGUUUGAUUUGUAGGAAGGGGCUGGUUCUAUUUUCCUUGGAACAUCGGAGGCUGAGGGGUGACCUGAGAGAGGUUUAUAAAAUCAUGAGGGGCAUGGAUAGACAAGGUCUUGUCCCUGGGCUGGGACAGUCCAAAACUAGAGGGCACAGGUUUAAGGUGAGAGGGGAAAGAUUUAAAAGGGACCCAAGGGGCAGGGUUUUCAUGCAGAGGGUGGCGUGUGUUUGGAAUGAGCUGCCAGAGGAAGUGGUGGCGGCUGGUACAGUUACAACAUUUAAGAGGCAUCUGGAUGGGUAUGUGAAUAGGAAAGGGAUAGAGGGAUAUGAGCCAAAUGCUGGCAAAUGGGACUAGAUUUAUUUAGGAUAUCUGGUCGAAAUGGAUGAGUUGGACAGAAGGGCCUGUUUCUGUGCUGUACAUCUCUAUGACUAUCAUGGCUACAAUUUAUUCUGGGAUUCAUCUAAAGCUGAAAAGUACGAAGACCCCAUGGGAAGACAAGCUAAAACUGGCUCGAUUUGCCUGGAUUUCACACCAGUGUUUUCUGCCCAACAAGGAACAGAUUUUAAUGGAUUGGGUUUGUCGUGCAUUAAGUGGAUAUUACAGCAAAAAGCCACAGUUUGGAGAUGACAUUCUGGAAGGUCUGUGGACGUACCUAGAUGAUAUUCUUCAUAGCAAAAAGCUGCAGAAACUGAUUGAGAAAGGGAAGAUUAUCACUCUUCAUGCUACCAUUGCACAGAUUAUAAAUGACCGGAUCAGGGAACACUGCAGCAACAUGCCAUCGAAUGCCACCCUGUCGAAUCUAAUGACGGUGCUGAACUGCUGUCAUGGUAUUCUGACAUCUCCUGCCUUCGCUAUCAUCUACAGCAGCAAGUGGGAGCUGCUGGUGGAUCUGCUCUGCAUGCUGUCCUUGCUGCUCUGCUGUAGGUUGAAGUCGACAGAGGCCUUGCGCUGCAAGCAGCUCUUCGAGGUCCUCCUGCUGGCCUUUGACCUGUACCUCGUCGCUCAGAGGCAGCAACGCAGCCGGGGCCGGGUUUUCCUGCAGAUCUGCAGCCAUCUCCUCCAGCCCUUCCUCCUGCUGAGGCACCUGCUGUCCUCAAGGUGCUGGACAAGCGAGGACGACGUGGCCGUGCGGCAGCACCUCAGCAAAGAGGUGGCUCACAAGAUCCAGGCUGCCCUCCAGGGCGGCCUGUUCCACGCCGACCACCUGAACUUUUACAGGGAAGAGCUUCUGCAAGACAACGGCUCACAGGAAAAGAAGGUGAACCUACCCAAGGACCUGGUGGCCCCCAUCGAGACGAUGCUGUCCAAGUUGACCAACGCUGGUCUCUUCAGCCCAGAUCUGCACUCUGCCGUGGUCGCGGGCUCAGUCCCGCUGCUGUACAGGCUCUCUCUGGAGUCCUACUGCAGGGAGGGGAAUCACCUGCUUGGUUUCCACAUCUUUGCCAGGUUCUUUGACACUCUGGGCUUCCCUGAACCAACAGGGGUCAGGUCUGGACAAGAGCCCGCGGACUGGAAUCCCGGGUUGAUAGCGCUGGACCAGCUGCUCAGUUUGACCUUGGGCAGCAACAUUUACAAUGUGGCAGUGGACAAAAUCCGGUGUGGGGGGCUGCAGUUCACCCUGUACUCCAGAGUGGCAGAAACGUUGCUGUCCUACCCUCGCCAGGAGAUACCGGCCUGGUUCCGGUGCCUGAGGACCUUAAUCUUGCUGAAUCAUUUGAUCGUGGAGCCGAAUCUGGAUGACCUGGUGUCGCUGGCGUGGCUGGACGCCGACGUCAGCGAUCCGCGGGUUGGCAGAGCCCAGGAAUCGCUGCUGUGUACGCUGCUCGAAACUUACACCAAACUGCGGCAGCUGCCCAGGCUCUUCCAGGAGGUGUUGGCCAUUAUCGCUCGCCCAGCUGCUGAUGAAUUGAGGCGGCCCGUCCUGUCGGCUGGUCUCACCGAGAAGCUCCAUGCAUGCCUGUUGGAGCUUCCGGCUGGUCAAGCACUGGAUAUCUGGGAUCUGAUGCUGAAGAGCCUGGAAGUCUUGAUCCCGGACCUAAGCGGGGACUCGGAUCUGGCACUGAAAGCUCUGGCAGUAAGCACUCUGCUGAAUGCUGUUCUCUUGAACAUGAAGAGCCUGGAUGACAAAACACCGGUGCCGGUCCUGAAGCGGGCACAGCUUCUGAUGGACAAGAUGACCCGAGCGGUGGUGACACCACUCCUGCGUACAGUCAGUGAGCCCUCCGGCAAAGACCGUUCCCCAUGGGCCCUGAGGGCUGAGAGCUCGGGCCUGCUCCUCCACUCCACUUGGGUCCAGCUCGAUCACAUGCUGAAGUUGAACUGUAGCAAGUACGUCUCACCGGGAGGUGCUGAGGCCGGGGAGCAGGGUCUUCAUUGCGGCCUCCCUCUGGAGUGGCGGGGUGUCCCGGGCCAGAGCAGCGCGCUGAGCUGCCACUUCCUCCAGCUGCUGGCAAUCCAGGGAAUGAAAAGUGUCAUGAUGCAGCCGGGCUCACGGACGGAGGCGGAGGAGGCGUCACUGAGAUCGGCCGCGGCGCGUGUCGUGCGGUUGGGGGAGGACGCUGUAAAAAACGCCAGCGCCUGGGCCUGGGACGGAGAGCUCGGCACCAUCAAUGACGAAACGUACGCUGUGGCGCACUGGCACCUGCUCAUGUCGAACCUCGCCCUGCUGCUGCCCCACCUCCCCGAGCCGGAGGUGUCCCACUUGGCGGACGUGGUGACGGCAAACCUGUUACUGCCCGAGCCGGAUCGGGGCUCAGAAGACUGUCUCUCCAUCCCAGCAAUGUGCAGGAGUCUGCUCCGCAGCAGCUUGCUCCCAGAAAUGCAGCCACUGCACCAUGGCGUUUUACUGCACCUGAUGGAAGAGGUGAGCAGCCUGCUCCCUGGCACUAGGUUUAACCUGCCCGCCUGCUUGCUCAAACAGCCGGGUGAUGGUGGUGAUACCAGCCAGGAGGCUGGUAGCCAGCAGAGCAGCGCUUUGGACUCGCUGGGAUCUCACCCCAGCCCCACUCCAGGGAGUUCACUUCUAAAGGAAACACCCAACCACACCCUUUCGGAGCAUCAGCUGGAUCAUCUCCUGCAGCUUUUGGACCUUCUUGGUGCCCUGAGGUUGGACAGCCUGAGUGGCGCUGAUCACUUCCAUUGCUUUGUUCUGCUUGUGUCCCUGGUCAUGACCCUCAAACCCAAACUGGAAAAGGCCAACGCCACCAAGUGUCUGCAGGCACUGAGCCGGACCUACGUCCUCCUCACCGUCCUGCAGACAGGCACCAGCCGCAACGUGGUCUUCAAACGGGCUCACUCUGGCGAUAUCCUGGAGAAGGUGAUGUCCCCUCUGUUUGCAGCCAGCAGCCAGUUGGCUAGCUGUGCAGAGUGCCCGGUCUGGCCAGAGUUCCUGGAUGCAGUCCAGAGGUUCCUGACUGUCUCUGCCCAGGCUGUCAUCGAAAGGAAGCAAAGCAUGUGCCUGAACUUGGAGCAGUUUGUCGCUUUCCUCUCCAGCACCUGGUUAUCCUCGGCGAAGAACAAGUGGAGACUGGUGACUGAACAGCUCCUCAUCACUGCACUGUCAGCCUUGAGUCGAGUCAUCGUGAAGGUGCCACUGCAACCCGACAAGACCAGGCACACUGGCAACACUCUGCAUUCCCUGCUAAUCCAACUCGUAGGGCUCCUGGUUGAGGUUCUCCAGUCCCAUUCCGACAGGGAUGGAAGAUUAGAGCAGAAUCUGACUGUGCUUGGAGUUACUGCUCUCCUUGAAACAGAGUUGUGCCUUAGAGAAGUGGAGGAGGAGGAGGAGGAUGUGGUCCACAAGGAGGCUGGUGUGAUCCAUGAAAGAGGGAACCAAGACACACAGAGCUUGAAACACGCCGACUUGUACCAGAGGACAUGUUUGCAGGUUCUUCACCGACUUCCCUCUUCCCCUGAUGACCCAGAAUCUGUCCAAACACAACUUGAAUUUUUACGGAUCUACGGUUCAACUUCAGGUCUUUGCUCUGAUUGUGAUAACGAGACUGGCAUCCCCUCUGUUCUCAGUGCUGUAAAGGCCUUGCUCACAGCUCCACAGGUGACACAGCAGUUCAUUCAGUCGCUGGAAGCUCAGCUUGUCGAACUGCUGCACUGUGUCGCUGAAAGGUGUACAGAACAACAGUUUUACCUCAUUGUGAAGUCCAUCGCACAGGGUCUUGAGGUCAAUAACCUUUGGAAUGGACAACAUCAGGAAGUCGUGUCAUCUUUGAACCUGACCACGCUCUUCUUGAAAUGUCCCCUGAGUGGAGAUGUAGAAAAGACCCUUUGGUUUAUAGUUCCUCAGAUCAUCAUGGCGCUAAUGGUUUUGUGUAAGGAAGCAGCCCUGGAUCAGCCCUGGGGCUUUAAGGUCACUGUGCUCAGUUUGGAGACCUUGGCAGUUCUGGUCCGUCAGGGAGAAGGCAUCCUCUCAAACCCACAUCAUGUGGCUGUUGCAUUUGAUGUUUUGUUGUGUGUUCCACUUGAUCAUCUCAGGCUGGAUGAGUAUGGAUCUAUUUUUCGAGCCAUCCAGGAGGUGCUGUUUGCAAUAUUGCAGUCUCAGCCUAAGAUUUUGUUCAAUGCAGCACCCACUUUCUUUCAGUGCUUUAACCGGCUGGUGCUUUCAGUUAUGCAUAAAGGGCGUCAGAAAUGCGUUGGAGAUAAAGGUGUGACUGAAGUCAGUGAAGUGGUCCUGGAAUGUGCAUAUUUGGUCGAAAGGAUGUGCACUCAGAUUGCGUCAAAAGAAGAGAAAUUUGCAAUGUUUUCCUCCUUUGCAGUGGCAGAGUACGUCACUGAGUUACAAAAGGUCACCCUUGACCCAGAUGUGAAAAGACAUUUGACGUUAGGAAUGUAUCAUCUCCUGGACCUGGUCACAGAGAGCGAUCUCCGGUUCCUCAGUGCAUCACUACAGCCUGGCAUGAGGGAAGUGUUUAAGGAGUUGUACAACGGUUACACGCACUACCACAAGAGUAAAAAACAAGGCGAGGAGAAAUACACAGCCUGAACUGAAAGGAACAAGCCAUCGUUCGCUUUUGCAGAUUUGCACCGCUCCCUCUCACCAAAGAUCUCGCUUGUGGUUGCCGAGCCUUGGUGAUCAGUUGCCCACCGGGGUCCGAGCCAGUGGGGUGGUUCACCUCUUGAUCCUUGAGUGGGAAUCAGAGAUUUAACCAUUUCUUCAGCCAGUGCCUACAUCUGUACUUGUCACAAAACCAAGCUGAAAAGGAAACCCAGCUCUUUCAAACCCAAACCUCUACAACUGAGGCUGAUUCACUAGUUUUAGUUGCCUGUUGAGAUCAGCCAAGAAAACAUGGUUUAGCAACCUUCUCAGUCAGCACCCUUUUAAAAGAUAUGAAAAUAACUGGGAUAUGAUGAGGCACCUCCUCUCUCUCCACUCCUUAUAGUUCUGUGUGGAUCAACUAGCCAAUUAAAUGGCUCUGUACUAUAUCUGGGGAGGUGUGCUGCUGGUAUAAUUCCUGUUACAAUCCAUGCACAAACGCAGUGCUUGAAAGUGAGGCAAGAAUUAUUUUUAGACAUUCUGCUCAUCAUUGGCUUGACUUAUUGAAAUUGUUAUUUGUUCAUGAAAAUGUGGAACUACCAGCUAGUGCUGCAUUAAUUGCCCAUCCCUAAUUACCUUCGAGGUGGUGUUGGUGAGCAGCCUUCUUGAACCACUACAGUUCUUGGAUGUAGGAACACCAACAGUGCUGUUAGGAAGGGAGUUGAUGGAUUUUAACCCAGGAACACUGAAAUGACUACAAUAUAAUUCCACCUCAAGAUGGUGUGUAACAGGGUAGUGUUCCUAUGUGUCUUCUGCCCUUGUUCUUCGAAGAGGAGUUUGGUGAGUUACUGCAGUUCAUUUUGUAGAUGGUAUACGCUGUUAUUGCUCUGCGUCAGUGGUGAAAAGAGUGCCACUCAGGAGGGUUCCCUUGUCCUGGAUGGCUUGAGUGUCAGUGGCGUUGUACAUACCCAGGCAAGUAGACAGGCAGUGAGUUACUUGCCACAAGAAUUACUGACCUACUGUUCUGGUCACAAAGUUAAAAGGGCUGGUCAAGUCCACUUUUGAGUUAAUGAUAACCAUCUUCGUCUCCCCAAACCCAGGAAGUUGCUGCUUGACGGCAAGGGCAGAUAUAUUCGUAUCCUCUCUGAAGUUCUGUAUUUCCGUCCAUAUUUGGACAAAGGCUGUAACAGUCAGAGCAGAACUCAAACUGUGUCAAUCAGUAGAUUCUUGUUGAAUGAGUGCUGCUCAACAGCAUUACUGACAACAACGUGCAUCAUGCAGCAGAUGAUCAAGAGCAGACAAACUGCUAAUUGACAGAUAGUGGAAACAGUUUGGUGUCAAAGCCUGGUCAGAGUCAUGAGUAUGCUGGGCUUUGACUUAUUAACAAAGCCUGUACUUUAAGAUUUACAGAUUUGAAAGGCUAGACAGAAAAAGCUUGCUGGUCCAUAGGAAAUGUGGUGUAAACUCAUUUAAUAGGCAGCUUAUUCCAAUGGGCCAGUUAGCUCCUUGUGGACUGAUUAGUGUUAAUUUAUGAGGCUGAGCCUUCUUAGCACAGUAGGUAGCGCAUUAGUCUCAUAAUGUGUGGGUCCUGACUUCAAGCCACAGAAGGCAAGCUUGUGAGCUGAUGGCUCAGUAGUUAGCACUGCUGCAUCAUAGUGCCAGGGACCUGGGUUUGCACAUUCUCCCUUGGUCUGCAUGGGUUUCAAUAGAUGUGCAGCCUAGAUCAAUUGGCCAUACUAAAUUGCCCAUAAAUGUUCAGGGAUGCAGACAUUAGGUGAGUCAUGAGGGAUAGGUCGGAGUGGGAUGCUCCAAGGGGUGGUGUGGACUUGUUGGACCAAAGGGACUGUUUCCACAUUGUAGGAAUUCUAUAUUGUAUUAGUUAAUAUUGCUUUAUUGCUGUUGUAUUUUAGCUUAUUUGUAAAUAAAUAUGGAACAAUUCUAACCGAA